GAUGGCGAUUGCGGUGUCGGACGAGCUGCUCGGCACGUUCGUGCCGAUCGCCGUCUACUGGCUCUACUCCGGCCUCUACGUCGCGCUCGACGGCGUCCACCGCCUCAGCUCCUACCGCCUGCACCCCAAGGCGGAGGAGGCCGCCAAGAACGUCGUGUCCAGGGCCGCCGUCGUCAGGGGCGUCCUCGUCCAGCAGGCCUUCCAGGUCGUCGUCGCCCUCACGCUCUUCGCGGUUAUUGGUGAUGACAGUGGUAUUGCACAGAAGCAACCUUCUGCUGUGGUGAUAGCACUUCAAUUUGUCAUCGCGAUGUUUGUUAUGGACACAUGGCAGUACUUCAUGCACAGAUACAUGCACGUCAACAAGUUUCUAUAUAAGCACAUCCAUUCCAAGCACCACACUCUUGUAGUCCCUUAUUCCUUUGGAGCUCUUUACAACCAUCCUCUUGAGGGACUAAUUCUGGACACCAUUGGUGGUGCUCUCUCGUUCCUCGCCUCUGGUAUGACUCCACGAACGUCCAUAUUCUUUUUCUCGUUUGCAACCAUCAAGACGGUGGAUGAUCACUGCGGGCUGUGGCUUCCUGGUAAUAUCCUCCAUGCUUUGUUCAGCAACAACAGCGCUUAUCAUGACAUCCACCACCAGCUCUACGGCAACAAAUACAACUUUUCGCAACCUUUCUUUGUCCUUUGGGACAAGAUACUAGGGACAUACAUGCCCUACUCUCUCGAGCAGCGAAAAGGAGGAGGGCUAGAAUCAAGGCCAGUUAAAUUAGUAGAGCAAACCAAGACUGAUUAAUACAUGCAUAGUCUCUGAUCCUUGUUCCAUUUAGGUCCUAUACUCACCGCUUUGUCGCUCCCCCAGAUUUUCUAACUACGCAAAUGCUGUAGAAUUCGUGUCCUGGUCCGUAUAGUGAGGGUUUUUCUUGUUUUCUACACUUUCUUUUUGAUUUGGUUUGGGAGUUCCGUCUUGUAUCAAGGUAUACCGGGUAAAGUAUUGUAUUGUAUCAAAGAAUACUCAGCAUCCACUUGGAUUUGUCUCCUCUGGAUUGGUCUGUACUUCCAUCCAUGGCGAUGUUGACAAAGAAGGAUGAUAUUUACACUGUAUUCAGUAUGCAGCAUUGAGUUGUACUUCUCA
Lolium rigidum is the source of this 1132-nucleotide messenger RNA. RefSeq names its product sphinganine C4-monooxygenase 1-like. NCBI's taxonomy places the organism in Eukaryota, Viridiplantae, Streptophyta, Magnoliopsida, Poales, Poaceae. Gene Ontology annotation, biological process: lipid biosynthetic process. Bases 2 to 793 code for a protein of 263 amino acids. Gene Ontology annotation, molecular function: oxidoreductase activity; iron ion binding. The record is from RefSeq and is a predicted model, not a curated record. The transcript is spliced from 2 exons.